GCUGCUCCCGGUGGCAGAAUGGAAGCCGAGGAUGGCCCUGAGUAUGGCAAGCCUGACUUUGUGCUUUUGGACCAAGUGACCAUGGAAGACUUCAUGGCAAACCUGAAGCUCAGGUUUGAGAAGGCCCGAAUCUAUACCUACAUUGGUGAAGUACUAGUGUCCGUGAACCCCUACAAGAAGCUGCCACUGUAUGGGCCUGAGGCCAUCGCCCUGUACCAGGGCCGUGAGCUCUAUGAACGGCCACCCCACCUCUACGCUGUGGCCAAUGCCGCCUACAAAGCCAUGAAGCGCCGAUCGAGGGACACCUGCAUCGUCAUCUCAGGGGAGAGUGGGGCAGGGAAGACAGAAGCUAGCAAGCACAUCAUGCAGUACAUCGCAGCUGUCACCAAUCCAAGCCAGAGGGCUGAAGUGGAGAGGGUCAAGGAUAUCCUGCUCAAUUCCACCUGCGUGCUGGAGGCCUUUGGCAACGCUCGCACCAGUCGAAACCAUAACUCCAGUCGCUUCGGCAAAUACAUGGACAUCAAUUUCAACUUUAAAGGAGACCCCAUUGGGGGUCACAUCCACAGCUACCUGUUGGAGAAGUCCCGGGUCCUCAAGCAGCAUGUGGGCGAGAGGAAUUUCCACUCUUUCUAUCAGCUGUUGCGGGGGAGUAAAGAAGAAUUACUGCAAGAGCUGCACUUGCAGAGAAACCCCGCUCUAUACAACUUUACCCGCCAGGGAGCAGGACUCAACGCCUUGGAUAGUGAUGAGAGGAGUCACCAGGAAGUGACCCAAGCUAUGAAGGUGAUUGGCUUCAGUCCCAAGGAGGUGGCAUCUGUUUACUGCAUCCUAGCUGCCAUACUGCACUUGGGAAACAUUGAGUUUGUGGAGAUGAUGGAGGAGGGGCCAGAGAAGGGGACCCUAAGGGUAGCAGAGGAGGUGCUGGUGGACCAUGUGGCUAAACUGACAGCCACACCCCGGGAACUGGUGCUCCGCUCCCUGCUGGCUCGCACAGUGGCCUCGGGAGGCAGGGAUCUCAUCGAGAAGGGCCACUCCACGGCUGAGGCUUGCUAUGCCCGGGACGCCUGUGCCAAGGCAAUUUACCAGCGGCUGUUUGAGUGGAUUGUGAACAAGAUUAACAGUGUCAUGGAAGCACAAGGUCGGGACCCUCGACGUGAUGGCAAGGACACAGUGAUUGGCGUACUAGACAUCUAUGGCUUCGAGGUGUUUCCUGUCAACAGCUUUGAGCAGUUCUGCAUCAACUACUGCAACGAGAAGCUCCAGCAGCUGUUCAUCCAGCUGGUCCUGAAGCAGGAGCAGGAGGAGUACCAGCGUGAAGGCAUCACUUGGCAGAGCAUCACCUACUUCAACAACCUGGCCAUUGUGGAGCUGGUGGAACAGCCCCGCCGGGGCAUCCUGGCCGUGCUGGACGAAGCCUGCAGUUCUGCGGGCACCAUCACUGACCGGAUCUUCCUGCAGACCCUCGACGCUCACCAUCGGCAUCACCCACACUAUACCAGUCGCCAGCUCUGCCCUAUGGAGAAGAGCAUGGAGUUUGGCCGAGACUUCCAAAUCAAGCACUAUGCAGGGAACGUCACGUAUUCUGUGGAGGGCUUCAUCGACAAGAAUCGAGAUUUUCUCCUCCAGGACUUCAAACGACUGCUGUACAGUAGCACAGACCCCACCCUGCGGGCCAUGUGGCCAGAUGGACAGCAGGACAUCACAGAGGUGACCAAGCGCCCCUUGACAGCUGGUACACUCUUCAAGAACUCCAUGGUAGCCCUGGUGGAAAACCUGGCCUCCAAGGAGCCUUUCUAUGUGCGUUGCAUCAAGCCCAAUGAGGACAAGGUGCCUGGGAAGCUGGAUGAGGACCACUGCCAGCAUCAAGUGGCAUACCUUGGGCUCCUGGAGAACGUGAGGGUCCGCAGGGCUGGCUUUGCGUUCCGCCAGCCCUACCCCCGAUUCCUGCUCAGGUACAAGAUGACCUGUGAAUACACUUGGCCCAACCACCUGCUGGGCUCAGACAGGGCAGCUGUAAGUGCCCUCUUAGAGCAACAUGGACUGCAGGCGGAUGUGGCCUUUGGCCACAACAAGCUGUUCAUCCGCUCGCCGCACACCUUGGUCACGCUGGAGCAGAGCCGGGCCCGCCUCAUCCCCAUCAUUGUGCUCCUGCUACAGAAGGCAUGGCGGGGCACCUUGGCCAGAAAACGCUGCCGGCGCCUGCGGGCUAUCUACACCAUCAUGCGCUGGUUCCGGCGGCACAAGGUGCACACUCACCUGGCGGAGAUGCAACAGUUUUUCCAGGCUGCCAGACAGCCCCCGCUCUAUGGCCGAGACCUCACUUGGCCCCUGGUGCCCACAGUGCUGCAGCCUUUCCAGGACAUCUGCCAAGCGCUUUUCUGCAGGUGGCGGGCCCGGCAGCUGGUGAAGAACAUCCCCCCUUCAGACAUGGCCCAGAUCAAGGCCAAAGUGGCUGCCAUGGAGUUACUACAGGGGCUGCGCCAAGACUGGGGCUGUCAGCGGGCCUGGAUUCGUGACUACCUGUCCUCUACCACUGACAAUCCCACAGCCUCAGGCCUCUUCACUCAGCGGUUGCAGACCCUCCGGGAGAAGGACGGCUUUGGGACUGUUCUAUUUUCUAGCCAUGUUCGAAAGGUCAACCGCUUCCACAAGUGCCGGAAUCGGGCACUCUUGCUCACAGACCAGCACUUAUACAAGCUAGAGCCAGGCAAACAGUACCGGGUGAUGCGGGCCUUGCCUCUCCGGGAGGUGACCGGGGUGAGCGUGACGAGUGGCCAGGAUCAGCUGGUGGUGUUGCAUGCCCGGGGCCAAGAUGACCUGGUGGUCUGUCUGCAUCGCACCCUGCCGGAGCUGGACAACCGUGUUGGGGAGCUGGUGGGAGUGCUGGCUGCACACUGCCGGGGGGAGGGCCGGGCCCUGGAGGUCCGUGUCUCUGACUGCAUAACCCUGAGCCAGCGAGGAGCCCGGCGCCUUGUCUCGGUGGCACCCAAGCCCGAGCAGCUGGUGCCUGAUUUCCGCUGCAGCCGCGCCGGCUUCACCUUGCUCUGGCCCAGCCGCUGACUUCUCCCCCUUCAGACUUGGCUCCCUGCAAAAAUAAAGUCUCUUGUCCACUUA
Molecule: messenger RNA, 3114 nt
Organism: Echinops telfairi (small Madagascar hedgehog)
Lineage: Eukaryota; Metazoa; Chordata; Mammalia; Afrosoricida; Tenrecidae
Gene: MYO1G
Product: myosin IG
Exons: 22
Coding region: 19-3060 (1013 amino acids)
Biological process (GO): actin filament organization; vesicle transport along actin filament
Cellular component (GO): microvillus; actin cytoskeleton; plasma membrane
Molecular function (GO): actin filament binding; ATP binding; microfilament motor activity
Source: RefSeq, a predicted model, not a curated record